Molecule: messenger RNA, 2581 nt
Organism: Nyctereutes procyonoides (raccoon dog)
Lineage: Eukaryota; Metazoa; Chordata; Mammalia; Carnivora; Canidae
Gene: ACTL7A
Product: actin like 7A
Exons: 1
Coding region: 1041-2471 (476 amino acids)
Cellular component (GO): nucleus; cytoplasm
Source: RefSeq, a predicted model, not a curated record
GAGUGUGUAAUGGCCCCCAAGAGGUGUGCACACCUUUAAUCCCUGGGAUCUGUGUGAAUGGUACCUUUCAGGGCAAAAGGGAGCUCGCAGAUAGGGGAGUUGAGGAGUCUGAGGCAGGGAGGCUACCCCGUUACCACCAGGGUCCUAGUAAGAGGGUGGGUCAGGAGGGUCAGGUCAAGGGAGAGAUGGCAGGUCUUUGAAGAUGAAGGGGCCCCAAGCCAAGGAACGCAGGUGAAGGUAGCAGAGGGACUGCGGAUUCCCGCCCUCCGGAGUGGUAGACGCCAACGCUGUUUUAAGCCACUGAGUAUGUGGUAAUUUGUUAGAGCAGCCUCGGAAAACUAGCGCAGGCUCUUGCGGGGAUCCAGGGCGAUGAGAAUGCCGUCGGGCUGCCGCACAUUUGUCCGAAUUCAAGACGGAGGUCGAGAAGGAAAAAUAGGGCCAUUCUAAAUUAAAAAUGCCUUUGGUUUUCACAUCAACAUUCUUUUGAGGUGAAGUCAAACAGUCCAAGGCGGCCGCGCGAACCCCUGCUGCACAGCAGAGGCAAGUACGUGAGUUUUUAGGCAGCCAGGCAUCGAGCAAAGUGCUCUCCUGUUCUCUCGAGAUUCGAUGCCAUUUCAUCCUCUUGGUUCACCCAUCGAACCAAGAAGGUAACACUUUUUUUUUAAGAUUUUAUUUAUUUGGGGGAGUGAGAGGGGAGGGGAGGUAGAGGAAGCAGCAGCAGCAUGCUCCCCGCUCCCCUCCCCAGGCCCCUUCCCUGCCUUUUCUCUCUUGCCCUUACCAUUUUCUGCCCUGUGUGUCUCGGCCACUGCCUCUCCCCCCAGCUCCUGCUGACUAGAGUGUAAACUCUACGAGGGCACAGAGGUUUGUCUUUCUCCCAGCUGCCCUGCAUGGAGCAAGUGCUCAAUAAAUAAGUGAUUGGCUAGAUCAGGCUUAUUACACAAUCUAGAAAAGGGUGAAGUCCCCUCCAAAACACUACCUUAAAUCCACCCUAACACAGGACACAGGUUCCCAGUAUCUAGAAAGCCCCGGGUCACCAGAUUAUGUCACAAUCAGUGAUGUCAUCAUUGGGCAAAUUCCCAAGUUGCCGUCUGAUAAUAAGCCUUUCAGGCCUUGACCGCAGUGGGAUCGAGGAACUUUCUGAGAGCAAGAUGGCUCUUGACAGCACGUGGGCUCCACAGGCAGGAAUCAUCGGGGAUGGGCCUGCCAAGAGAGGCGGCGAACAGGCCCCUCUCCAGGCCCACGUCCUCCAGACGGCCUCCCUCAAGGACGGCCCGGCAAAGCGGGCGGUGUGGGUCCGCUGCAACCGUUCAGAGCCAGAAGAACCUACUAACUCAACGACGGUCAGGGAGAAGCCCAGGUUAGAGGUGACCAAAGCAGUGGUCGUGGACCUUGGCACUGGCUACUGCAAAUGUGGCUUCGCCGGGCUGCCAAAGCCCACCCACAACAUCUCCUCGACGGUGGGCAAGCCCUACAUGGAGACGGCCAAAACCGGGGACAAUCGCAAGGAGACGUUUGUGGGGAAGGAGCUCAUCAACCCAGAGGUUCGCCUCAAGCUAGUAAACCCUUUGCGGCAUGGCAUCAUCGUGGACUGGGAUACGGUGCAGGAUAUCUGGGAAUAUCUCUUCCACAAGGAGAUGAAGAUCUCCCCAGAGGAGCACGCGGUCUUGGUCUCAGACCCACCCCUGAGCCCGCACACCAACAGAGAGAAGUACGCGGAGAUGCUGUUUGAAACCUUCAGCACUCCCGCCAUGCACAUCGCCUACCAAUCCCGCCUGUCCAUGUACUCCUACGGAAGGACGUCCGGCCUGGUGGUGGAGGUUGGCCACGGCGUGUCCUACGUGGUCCCCAUCUACGAGGGUUAUCCUCUGCCCAGCAUCACCGGACGGCUGGACUACGCGGGCUCUGACCUGACAGCCUACUUGAUGGGCCUGAUGAAUAACUUGGGGAAACACUUCACGGAGGACCAGCUAAGCACUGUGGAGGACAUCAAGAAGAAAUGCUGCUUUGUGGCCCUGGACCCCAUCGAAGAGAAGAAAGUCCCAGCCACUGUGCACACGAUCCAGUACACUCUGCCUGACGGGAAGGAGAUAAGCCUGUGCCAGGAGAGGUUUCUCUGCUCGGAAAUGUUCUUUAAGCCUUCUCUUAUCAAGUCCAUGCAGCUGGGCCUCCACACCCAGACAGUGUCCUGCCUUAACAAGUGUGACAUUGCCCUCAAACGGGAUCUCAUGGGGAACAUCCUGCUGUGCGGGGGCAGCACUAUGCUCAGCGGUUUCCCUAACCGCCUGCAGAAGGAGCUGAGCAGCAUGUGUCCCAAUGACAACCCCCAGGUAAACGUGUUGCCCGAGAGAGACACUGCAGUGUGGACGGGCGGCUCCAUCCUGGCGUCACUUCAGGGCUUCCAACCACUGUGGGUCCACCGCUUUGAGUAUGAGGAACAUGGGCCUUUCUUCCUCUACAGAAGGUGCUUCUGAACUCUGAAGAAGCAUGGUUGCCGUGCGUCGGCUUUCCUGGGUGAGCACCCACCCUACACGUACGGAGCUGAGCCCACGUCUGCUCCUGCAGUAUUAAACGAGCCUUGUGU